This is a messenger RNA of Nezara viridula (southern green stink bug), 696 nucleotides long. NCBI's taxonomy places the organism in Eukaryota, Metazoa, Arthropoda, Insecta, Hemiptera, Pentatomidae. The record is from the annotation of a GenBank genome assembly.
AUGUAUUCAGUGUUAAGAAAUGCAGACGAAAGACUGUCAAUGCCCCAUGUAACUCCUAAAACAUUAAUCAGCAUAACGACAGGAAUUUCUUCAUUAGAUGCAAUAUUAGGAAGUGGAAUUCCUCUGGGAUCACUAGUUUUAAUUGAGGAAGAUGAAUUUGGAUUUUAUUCAAGAAUAUUUACAAAAUGCUUUUUAUCAGAAGGAAUCCUUCGUAAUGAUUCUGUUUUUCUUGCAUCUAUAGAUGAAAAUCCAGACAGUGUAAUUAAUGAGUUACCUCAACCUAUUUCCAAAAAGGAAGAGAAAAAAGUUUCCUCUCCAGAGGAACUACAGAUAGCUUGGAGAUAUAAAAGCAACCUGCAAGUUUUACCUGAGCCAGUAACAAUAAAAAAUUCUUUAAUUAGUCAUGAGUUUGAUUUUUCAAGUAAAAUUCCUUUGGAUAAAAUUGAAGGUGCUGAUAUAACUACUUGGCCUAAAAGCAAUCAUACUGUAAAUGAUGCUAGUGGACUGAUUGAAGAAAUUUUAAAAUUUAAUUCAUCCUGGAAAUCUAUUAAAAACUCCAGGAAUACAAGGAAAAUAAUGAGAGUGGUUGUACAGAGCUUGGGUUCACCAUUUUGGAAAAUUGAAAUAUGCGGUACUAGGAUGUUAAUGCUUAUGGUUCUUAAUGCUGUUUAUAGUAUUUAUUAUAACUUUAUUUGA